Messenger RNA from Nomia melanderi (Alkali bee), 5870 nucleotides. Lineage: Eukaryota; Metazoa; Arthropoda; Insecta; Hymenoptera; Halictidae. The record is from RefSeq and is a predicted model, not a curated record.
CCGUUCGAGAAGAAAUCUCGAUAAGCGAAUCGGGAAGGCCGUUCAAGACCGUCAACCGCCGCUGACAUUCUAGGGAAAGUGACGUUCUAUUCCACUGAAACGCAUCGCUUCCCGGGAAACGACGGUGAUUCGCGUUACGGUUUCACGUAACAGAUAGCAUUAUUAAUUCGAAUGUGAAGAUACCGCGCGUCGAACGCAACCGGUUCAUCGGAAAUGAAAGCCGGAUGCCCGCGCGUAUGUAUUUCGAAACGACUCCGGAGACUAGUUUUCGUGAACGGAACAGGAUAAUCUGAUCGAUAAAAUCGUGAGCGUGAAUCCGUCAUGUUGUAUGUACCUUGGCAACUGUUGUGUGACGAGAAAGAAUCGUUGCGUAAUUCAAAAUCACGGUUACGCGACCGAUUUUGUAUAUCGUUUUCGUUGGCCGUCCUCCCGAUCCUUGAUUCAGCUUUCUAGAUCUUUCGCUUUUCGACGUUCGCCUUUAAUUAAGGAAAUUAUAUAUAAAGAAAUGGGAAUUGGUUGUAUCUUCUUCAUGCACGAAUGGCAAUAAAAUCGUGGUAAUGUUAAUAAUAAAUACUUUUCAAUUAUGACACAAGACUUUUGUGUUUUGAAAAGAUAUUAACCUUAUAUGUUUCGUUAUUAAUUUACGACUUCCUAACUUGUGAACGAAAUGGGAGGCGGUAGCGUUAUUGUAAAGGAAUGAUUGUAUGUACAUAACUGACAGAUAUAUGGCAAAUGUGCAAACAAUCGUCCCCUAGAGGCCAGAUGUGAUCGUCAACCGAUAGAUCGCUAUAUAAGUACGUAGAAGACAACUUAAUAUCAGUCCGCCUAUAAAUUGCACCACUUGAAUUUCGAUUUAGUCAUCGAAGUGGUAUUAGAGUAAUCUUAUCAGUACCGUUCUCAUAAUCAGCUUUAAGCAAAGUGAACAUUUCUGAUUUAGACUGAAAUCUGCAUAUCUGAUGUUACAAUUUUAGUCCAAUAUGUAAUCCGCAGAUUCAAUGAACACGUAUGGAGUUAUAAACCAUGUGUUGACAGUCGAGAUAAAGGUUGUAUUUCCGACAAUUAACUCGUGUGUGAGAAGAAGCUGACAGAGAAGCUGAUGUAAACCGGUCCUGUUGUUGGUGUGAACUGACUCAACAUUUCGACAUAUCAAAUCGAGACUGAACUCCAGUCUAACAGACAGAAGUUUAAUUUGCGUCGUUUAGGUGGCCGAAGCAGAUGGAAGAUUCUUGUCGACUUCAGGAUGCCAGUGGACAGUAAAACCAGAAUCAGCAUUGCUCUGAAUCAGUUUGUGGGAGAGAAUAAAUGUGACAACGAUGAAAAUGUUCAGAAGGAAAAGCUCGCGAACUUCGAAACGGCGAUCGCCGCGUCGGGCUACGGAAAAUUUCAGUACCUACUCCUUUUGACGAUCAUCCCGGUGACUUGGUCGACCAGCAUCGACACGUCAAAUGUGUCUAUCAUACUUCCAUCGGCAGAAUGCGACUUGCAGAUGACACUUUUACAAAAAGGCCUCCUUAACGCUGUUACGUUCGUAGGAAUGGUAUCAAGUGGUUAUCUGUGGGGUUACAUAGCAGACGUUCGAGGUAGAAGGAGUGUCUUCAUCUAUGGCUAUCUUGCAGACGGCAUCUGCAACAUUCUGUCCGGGUUCUCGCAGAAUUUCUGGACACUAAUGUUCUUCAAGUUCUUGAGUGGCUUCAUAAUAAGCGGUCCCCACGCUUCCAUUGUAACGUAUUGCUCCGAGUUCCAUGGAAUCAAAGGGAGAGUCCGAAUUCCUUUGAUCAUUGGCUUCUCCAUUAACCUCGGAAACAUCGUAACCUCGGGUUUAGCGUGGCUAGUGAUCCCUCAACCCUGGUCCAUCGUCCUCUGGGACGGCGGCUUCAUUUACAACUCCUGGAGAAUUUUUCUCUCUGUUUGCGGCAUGCCGGCGUUGUUCGGCGUCAUCUGCCUCGCUUUGUUCCCGGAAAGUCCGAAGUUCCUGAUGUCUCAGGGUCGUAACAAGGAAGCAUUGCGAGUUUUCAAGCUGAUUUACAGGAUAAACACGGGCAGGCCAGCGGAAGAAUACCCAAUUCAAAGUUUGGAAGACGAGCCCUUGAGGAAAUCGAUGGCUAACAGCGACGAAAAUAGAAAAUCCCAGAGGACAGCUAUUUUCUUCUAUCCGCAUCUACCCUGGCUUCUCCUGGUCACCACCAUGCAGUUUGGAGCAAUGUUGACAAUGAACACUAUUCGUUUGUGGCAGCCCCAACUCUUCACCAUAUUGGAGAAUUUCAACUCUUCGAAUUAUAAUGCAACAAGUGGCGAAUCAUCGUUCUGCGAAAUCUUAGACUUCUCAACGAUGCGUAACGCAACCGAAAUGGAAGAGACCUGUGUAAAUGCUGCUGUCAGCGAGUCUGUUUAUAUAAAAACUGUCGUGAUAGCCUCUUUGGGAAGCUUCUUACUUCUAUUAGCUACCAUCAGCUCGCAUUUUCUGGGCCAUAAGAAACUACUUCUUAUUUCCUACGGGCUGGCUUUCACUUCUAUACUGUACAUGAAUUGGUCAACAAAUAUUUGGGUAACAAUGGCGAUAACCUGCAUAUUCGUAGGAUUAAUGCUCACCACAGUUAACAUGGCCAUUGGAAUUGCCGUUAUUCUCUUUCCAACAUCACUGAGAACGAUAGCGGUGAGCCUGGUAAUGACUUCCGGAAGAAUAGGCUCAGUCAUCGGGAACAUUCUCUUCCCGGUCCUACUGGAAUACGGCUGUCUAGCCCCGAUGAUCGCGUUAUCCGGCUUCGUUUUAAUGUGCAUCGUGCUGGGCUGCCUAUUGCCCUCCAGGAGGGCAGAGAAAUAGAAGUCCGCGACUUCACUUCGGCCAGAGUUUCCAGCCAUAUAAUUCUUCCGCCGAGAGCCACGGGCUUUCCGCUAAGUUUUCAUCUGGCCGCACGAGAAAUAACUUCCGAGGAACUGGGCCAACGAGGAGAAUGGCGGCGGUUCGGGUACCGAAGCCAUUGGAUCCGAAGACGCGAUGGAUUUAUCGUUCACGUCAUAAUAUCAGGUUAACCUCGCAGAAAAAAAGAAGAAGAAGACGAAGAAGAAAUUGUGCGAUCAGCGAUGGCUCUGAUGGAUCGUAUCCUGCCUGAAUUUCAGAAAAACGAUUCCUGAGCGUUGCUCGCCGAGAGUGGACGAUCACUUUCGCGCGGGGAGCAGGCUGUUUCAAAAUCCACGUGGCCGGUCGUGAAAGCGAGUGGAAAAGCGAGGAGAAGAAGCGUAGAACAAACGAAAAAGGAUACGCGGCAAGCGGAGUACCGACAAUAAGACGCGGCGCUCAUCGAAGCGAGGAGGAGCAGAAGAAGAAUGACGAGUUGCACAAUGACGGAGCGCGAAGGUGGAUAUUUCGCAUGGGCCCGUUCACGGUCGCAUUUUCAGCCGCGGCGGAGAUCGAUACCGAUCCGAAACGAUGAUCGAGCGCGUCGAGGACGAUCGCCGAGCGGCGGCGCGUGUUGCCGUGCCGUUUCUCGCACCGCGGCAAGCGGCUCCGCAUACGCGCCGCGAGGAAGGUGCACGAGGCCUUGGGGUUUCACUUUCGACACAUCCUGGAGAGCCCUCCAGCCUUCACCCACAUGCUCGUUCGUCUCGAUCCCGUAUACACACCUCGGGUUCGGCUUUCGUGUGGACGCGGCCUUAUCUCGCGCCCGGGAUCUCGACACGUCCGCGGCCGCCGCCGUCCGCCGCGCUGAUCGAGUAAUUACGCGUGUCCAUAAAAAGCUCGUAUACGCGUAUUACAAUGGGAGAAAGUCGAACGGACGAUUGAGACGCGACACGUUGCAUCACGGUCCCUCUUCCUUCGCAUCGAUCGGUUCGCGGGGUUCUUCCAUCUUGCCGUUGCUCUCCGCCUCAGCCUCGAACUAUUAUUGGUUGCCAGCUGAAAUACCCGGCUCCGCUUGUGCGUAUUAUCGUGCACUUCGCGCGAAUCGUUUCGAACUAGAACGUUGACGGCGAGAAGAAAGGGCAGGAAGAGGUCGGUUUGUCCGUUUUUUCAUGGAACUGUGAUUUUCCUGGGGUUGUUAAGGAUAACUAGAUUAAGUUGGACUGCGUUUAAGAGUCUAGAACUUUUAUAGAUUUUGUAAAUGCUAGAGGUAUAAUAGAUUAGCGAUCGAGGAUUGUAAUUGAAAAUAUUGUGAUUCAAUUGAACAGUCUCUUUAGGAUAGUAAUAUCCUCCUCGUAACGACUUCACGGAUGUUUAUUAUUGAUAUUUUUCGCGAAUGUCAAGCAAGGGAUAGAAUCUCCACGUCGAUCUCAACAUAUUCUGUUUACAUAAUGACACUGUUUACUGAAUAGGACGCGAUAGUUGGACACACCACGCAGCGCAACAACGCUGAGAAGAGUUUUCUCUUAUUCGCUUACUCUGUACAUUCGUAUUUACACUUUCAUGCGCGACAAAAAUGUCAAAGUCAAAGGUCGGUCUGUAUAUAAAAAUGACACGAGCGCAUACAUAAGGCAUUCGCAUAUAUUAUUUCAGAGCGAUCGCGUGUUUAGCCGAGUAAAUACUGAAUUGUGACUCAAUUAACUGGACGAGCGGCAACCAGUGCAGACAGCACGUGUUCUGAAAAUAAACUAGUUUAAAGUCCAAACGGAUUAUUCUGAAUACCGUAUAACACCGUAGAGCACGACAGUUUCGGAGCGAGCGUUAGGCGUGCUGCACUUUGAUGCGCGCGAAGGUAAUCCGAACGACCGUCUGUUUACUCGAACUGUCUUUCGUGCAUAAAACAAAGACCAGCUCGGAGAAGAACCGAAUCGUUCAGAAUAACUCCAGGAUUUUCUUCGUUGUUCCGCGCAAGAACCGCGUGGCGCCUGAGACAGCAUUCCGAAUAAAUUGCGGAAGGGAAGAGCGAGCGCUCGCGCGUGCGCGCGCAGAAACGCGUGUUACGAACCCGGGGAAAAAACGUGUUGGCAUUGCUCCUCUUGGUUUUUCCUUCAUUCACGUCGCGUCAUUUACUUUUAAGAGCUUCACAUUGUUAGUCUAAUUUAAAUGUAAAUGGAAAACCUGCUUAGCUAUUCGUGCUCAGGGAUUCUUCUUAUCCUGCCGUCGAGAGACGCGCGGACACCGUACAUUCUUCGCAGACAGAGUAAGAAUUUUCAUUCCCCCCUUCUCUCGAUCCUCAAUUUUCUUCUUUGGAUCUCGUACAAUUUUAAUUCUGCCUGAAAUAUUCAAAUUUGAUUGUACACAAUGAACCCACUCUUUUCGAUAUCGUUGUUGAGAGAAAAAAGAAUACGAAGAGAACUCAUAUUAUUAAAGAAAUUACUUCUUAUCGUCGUUUCAACAGAAAAAACUAAAUAAGAAGUCAGCAACAUCAAUAAAUAUUUGUAGCAUGAGAGCCCAGUGUGAAUGUUACGCAUCUCUGGUAACAUUGAAGAAAUGGAAUCCCGGAAAUCGUUACCAAGAACGAUUGUGUUCAUUUGUAUUUUCACUAAUAAUGCAGAUAGUUAAUCGCAAAAACGAGAAUUACGUUCGAGUAUUGUACGCCAAGACUCUCCUCUAAUACGCAACAUCGGGAUCGACGAUUAAAUCAACGCGGUUCUUUUCCUUGGCCAGAGCCGCGAAUGGAUUGAACGCGAAUGUUUCGCCGAUUCGACACAGGAAUCAACGGCCCCGACGCGCGUGAAGCUGGCAACGAGCGUCUGUUGAAUGAAAAAGAACUACGGUGAGCCUUCUGAUACGAGGUGUCUUCGCGUGAGAGCGCUGCCCGCUAUACUCUAAUAAUUCUUUACGGACGCGAAGACGUUGUAUCGCGAUUUCACGGCCGCCAUUCGCUCGAUCGUUUCUUUUUCCACGAGAAAUAAAAUAGUCCCGGGGUUGCCGUGGGUACCGACUCCGGCAGCCAGUCGCAUCGGAAUCGUAU